Messenger RNA from Camelus dromedarius (Arabian camel), 697 nucleotides. RefSeq names its product ciliary microtubule inner protein 2C (gene CIMIP2C). The coding region runs from base 34 to 639 and encodes 201 amino acids. The record is from RefSeq and is a predicted model, not a curated record. The transcript is spliced from 4 exons. Lineage: Eukaryota; Metazoa; Chordata; Mammalia; Artiodactyla; Camelidae.
CCCUGGGCUCGCUGCGCUCUCACUGCCGCCACCAUGGCCUCCCGCAGCGCAGGCACCCUACUGACCGAGUUCAAUGCCGCCUACGUGCCUCCUGGCCUCAUGCCCGGGUACCAAGGCCAUGUUCCUGGUGUGGCCUUCUCCUUCGGCUCCCCCUAUGGCACCACCACUCUCAAGUACUUCCAGGACCAGCGCAACGCAGCCUUGGAGAAGAGCCACACUCCCUUCAGCAACGGUGGCCACUUCCCGACCAUCUUCUCCCCAAACCCCGACCUAGUGCAGAGUCACCGCUCCCACACCUGGAACCGCUGGCUGCACAUGCCCAGCUACACCCGCUUCAACCUGGACAGUACCCGCUCAGCCGAGCUCACUCGCUUCUACCAGAUGGCCCAGCGGCAUCGGGAGUACUAUCAAGACAAGACGGGCAUGGUGCCCCGGGUCCCCUACUUCGUGCUGCCUGUGAGGGAGUGGGAGCGGUACCCCAUCCCCACCGACCUGCCUCCUCUGAGCCCGAAGAAGAAGUGGUACCUUUUAAGAGCAUCCCCCGAGAACCUGAAGACCUACCAGACAUUCCCAUCGGGGAAGAGGGUCUCCCCACAGGAGCGGCAGAGGAGGGACCAUUACUUUGAGUUCAGAGCGUGACGCCUGACAGCCGUGGCCUGACCAGGUUGGCUUUUUGGAAUAAAAUCUUUAGCCAUGA